Messenger RNA from Lucilia sericata (common green bottle fly), 2607 nucleotides. It is a transcript of the gene spz3, whose product is annotated as protein spaetzle 3. The transcript is spliced from 6 exons. Bases 522 to 2411 code for a protein of 629 amino acids. Gene Ontology annotation, cellular component: extracellular region. Lineage: Eukaryota; Metazoa; Arthropoda; Insecta; Diptera; Calliphoridae. Gene Ontology annotation, molecular function: Toll binding; growth factor activity. Gene Ontology annotation, biological process: innate immune response; central nervous system formation; regulation of Toll signaling pathway. The record is from RefSeq and is a predicted model, not a curated record.
CGUUGGCGAUAACUCGCUUGAGACGGUUGUUAAAGCGCUCGAAAAGUUAAGUAAUAAUAAAUUUAAAUAAAUCAAUAAAUUUUGAAUUGAGUUGAAAAAAAAACCUUCAUAAAAUAAAUUUAUAAAACGUCAGAGGCGCGCGCGCUCACGUUGGUUUAAUAUAAAACAAAUAAAAAAAGAAAAAAAUUAAAUGAAUAAAUAAAUAAAACCAGAAGUGUUUUCAAGCAAAUUCAAAAGCAAUUAAAUAAUAAAUAAAGUUAGUGAUUUUCUGUUUUUUUUGUUUAUUUAGUUGGCGCUCUCUUAUGUUUAAAUAAUUUAUUUAUAAAAAUAAUUAAGAGAAAAUUUAUGCAAUAUUCUAAAACAAAAUAACAAAUAAAGUAGUGAAAAAAUAUAAUUACAAAAUCCAAAAAAGAAAAGAAAAGUUUGUUUCUUAAAUCUUUUGUUUUUGUCAACAGCAACCUGUUUUCUGUUUGAAAAUGGAAAGUGUAGCUUAAGUGUUUUAAAAUAGUUUCAAUUUAAAAAUGGCCUUAACAAACUUUUCUUUACCCUUUGGGGCUUUGGCCCAGUCGGGUGCUCCCUGGAGUGCCACAGUAUCCCCUUUACAUCCCAUACACCAACAAUUGGCUGCCAAUACAAAUAAUUUACUUUACUCACCGGCCGAUCAUCAACAGCAGCCCACUGAUAAUGGUGCACCACCACCGGGUUCGGAUUUUUACAAAAAUAAUCCCUAUGCUCCUCCUCAGCAACCGCCACCGCAGCAGACUUCCUAUCAAUACAACAGUAAUAAUAACAACAAUAAUGGUAGGCGUAAAAAUACUUAUUUGCCCCCCAUACCACCGCCAGGAGCCAGAAAUACACAACAGCAACAAUUUCAUAAUCAACAACAGUUUCAACAUCAUCAGCAAUUUAGUCAUAUUAAUACUCAACAUCAUCAACAGCAGCAGCAACAACAUAUAACACAAAAUAUUAACAAUAACAACAAUAAUGUUUUUAAAACUGCUAUAUCAUCUGGCUCAGCAACGGCCACAUCAAUUGCUACCGCCACAGCCACCGCUACAGCAAAUACAAAUACACGCACCUAUGGUGAGGGUACUUACACUAGAUUUCCAACAGUUCCAACUCAAAAUCAUAACAAUAUUAAUAAAGAUCAUCAGCAACAACAACCACAAUUUUAUAAUAAUUUCCCAUCUACUCCCCAACAACAACAACCAGCGAAACGUAUAAAUACAGCUGCUGCUGUCCCAUCAGUCCCAAACCCUUCUACAACACAAACUUUUCCUAAAUAUGGUGUACCCCCUAAUCAAGCGGAGACACCAGCUACCACAUAUGGUGCCACUGCAUCUGGUAAUAAGGCUGAUAACUCAGGUUUACCUACACCCAACGAUUCUAGUUCAAAUGAUCCCUAUCCCGAUAGACCGCCUGGUUUUACUAGAGUACAGGCGGGCCAAGGUUCUAAGACACGGGUACAUGCUGUUUUAGAUUAUGAUUUGGAGGAGGGUGAAGAAGAGGACUAUUAUGAUGCAGAAGAUCAUGGGGAAACUGUUAAUAAAGAUGGUUCUCCUAAAACUCCCAUGACUGUUACCCCCAUACAAGGACCUAUUUACCUCAAAAAUGGUACAGUACCUGUGGUGCCAUUGUUCCACUAUCCCAGCUUUAAUAAUGGUUCAUUUGUUCAAAUACCUAUUUGGUGGACAGCCUUAUCAGUGGCUUUGGGUUUGGAUGUACGUGGAGACUUGAUAAAGGGUGUGCCCUGCAUAAAACGUUAUCAUCAAUUGUUUUGCCCUACAGCCGGCAAUAGUUAUCCCAUAGAUAAAAUUGAACGAUUUAUAGACGAUAACAAGGCCUUAAUGCGGCGCAUGUAUGGUGACUUCGAAAUGAAUAUGAGCGAUGGUGGGCCGCGACAACAAACGAAAAAACGCAAAAGACGGUUUAUAGAUGAACCCGAUAUUUUCCUACCACCGGGUGUAUUUCCCACAUUUGUACCCGACGACAAGGUGGAGGAACAUGCCGAGGAACAGGGAGAAAGUUAUUUCGGUAAAUUACGCAAUAAACGUCAGACCAAUCAGGGUAAUCGUAAUGCUAAACAGGCCACAAAUGCUCCCGGUAAUGGUUCAACGUCAACAGGAAGAUUAGAUGCUUGUGAAUCAAAAAUCGAAAUAGUUACACCCUAUUGGGCUUCGAAUUCAGCUGGUAAAAUAAGAGCCAUUGUAAAUACCCAGCAUUUUGAACAGGCCAUACAUCAGGAAAUAUGCUCAAAAGCUCAUACAUCACGCUGUCAAGGUGAAUGCGGCUGUGAGCAGAAAUACAAAUGGCAUCGUUUAUUGGCCUAUGAUCCAGACAAUGAUUGCAAGGGUAUUUUUAUGGAUUGGUUUUUGUUUCCCUCAUGCUGUGUCUGCAGAUGCAAUCCCUAAGCAAAAGCCACAACAGCAACUACUACAACAUCUUAGUGACAUUUUAAUAGACUUUAGUUAGUUAGAAGUUAAGAUAUGCAUUAUGUUUAAAUGAAAAGAGUUUUUUUUAAUUUUUAAAAUGUUUCCUUAAAAGUUUAAAUUCUUAUAGCAUUAUAAGAAAAUUAACAGAAAAUAUUUAACUAUUUCUUAAUAAAGU